AUGUUGCAAAAAUUGCACCCUCAAGAUCCAGAACAACGCACAGAGUUUGCUUACUGGUUUUUAGCAAGAAUAACUGUUGACAAUGCAUGGCCAUGGAACAUUUUGUGGUCAGACGAGGUGCAUUUCAUCCUAGACGGAGCAGUGAAUACUCAGAACUGUUGCAUAUGGAGUACUGUAAGACCUCAUAUGCAACAGACAGACGAAGGAGUCGUUCUCGAUCCAGAGAAAGAGACAGAGAUAGGGACAGAAGACGAGACAGACACAGAAGUCGAUCAAGAUCACUCUCACCUAGGGGACGUUCUCCUCGCAGACACAGAAGCAGUUUUUCUCUACUUAGACAGACGAAGGAGUCGUUCUCGAUCCAGAGAAAGAGACAGAGAUAGGGACAGAAGACGAGACAGACACAGAAGUCGAUCAAGAUCACUCUCACCUAGGGGACGUUCUCCUCGCAGACACAGAAGCAGGUCUCCCAGAAGAAGAUCAUGGUCUAGAUCACCGAGAAGAAAGAUGAGGUAUGUAUUUAAUGACAAUUUUUUAGAUAAAGAUUUAGAGGGUAAGACUGAAGAAGAACAAGAUAUGAUAAGAAUGAUGGGGUUUUCAAGUUUUGAUUCAACAAAAGGGAAACAUGUGAAAGGUAAUGGCAUUUACAGUGUUCACAUCAUCCACAAGAGAAAAUACAGACAAUACAUGAACAGAAAGGGAGGAUUCAACAGACCUCUGGAUUUUGUUGCUUGAAUUCAAAUUUUUCUGAAAGGAAUGAACUUUUUGUGUAAAAUGAUGAAGAAAAGACUAUUACUCUGACAACUUGUCAUAAGUUAAAUUUUAAAAAUAAGAACAAAACUGUAUAAGCUAUCAAGUUAGGAAUAUAAAUAUAGAAAUAUCCCACUUGAAGACGGAAUGGUAAGUUUCUCUAUUCCACACAGCAAUUUAUAAUGUGUACCGUAAUUAUCUAAAUAAAUUUGUUAUAUCACAGAAUGUGCAAAUCGUAAAGGAGCAGCAUUAAUUGUAGUCAAACUUUGUAUUCAUUUGUAUGUUUCAUUCUAAAGAAUAACGACAAUCUUUGUAAUGAGUGAAAUAGUAUAGAAAAAAUAUUUAUAUAUUGUUUCGGUUUCGGCAAAAUCCUGUCAUUACAAUAAAAAUCUAUCAAUUUCUGA
Messenger RNA from Centruroides sculpturatus (bark scorpion), 1154 nucleotides. RefSeq names its product U4/U6.U5 small nuclear ribonucleoprotein 27 kDa protein-like (gene ytr). The transcript has 10 exons. Gene Ontology annotation, cellular component: precatalytic spliceosome. NCBI's taxonomy places the organism in Eukaryota, Metazoa, Arthropoda, Arachnida, Scorpiones, Buthidae. The record is from RefSeq and is a predicted model, not a curated record. Gene Ontology annotation, biological process: RNA splicing. Bases 1 to 735 code for a protein of 244 amino acids.